Molecule: messenger RNA, 1120 nt
Organism: Hibiscus syriacus
Lineage: Eukaryota; Viridiplantae; Streptophyta; Magnoliopsida; Malvales; Malvaceae
Product: sphinganine C4-monooxygenase 2-like
Exons: 2
Coding region: 15-806 (263 amino acids)
Biological process (GO): lipid biosynthetic process
Molecular function (GO): oxidoreductase activity; iron ion binding
Source: RefSeq, a predicted model, not a curated record
UCUAAACUUGUGCUAUGGCUUUGGAGAUAACAAAGGAAAUGGUGGAGGGGAGUUUGAUCCCCAUCGUUGUGUACUGGGUUUAUUCAGGACUCUACACUGUUCUAGGGAACUUGUUCAACAAUUAUAGGUUGCACCCCAAGGAAGAUGGAGAUAACAAGAAUUUAGUAUCCAAAGGAACGGUCAUCAGAGGUGUCCUCCGUCAACAAUUCUUGACCACCAUCAUUAUGAAUCUGUUGCAUAUGGUGACAAGAGGAAACGUCGAUGCCGAAACCGGAGCUUCAUUGGGGCAGUCGACUUCUCUUAUCAUUAUAACUCGGCAGAUCGUCAUCUCGCUGUUGGUUUAUGAUACCUACCAGUAUUUCGUUCAUAGAUGGUUGCACCAGAACAAGUUCUUGUACAAACACUUGCACUCCAAGCAUCAUCGUCUGGUUGUUAACUAUGCAUACGGUGCAUUCUACAGUCAUCCGUUAGAAGGGUUUCUCUUCGACAUCAUCGGCAGCCCGUUAGCUGUUUACGCAUCAGGGAUGUCACCGAUGACAUCGGCCAUUUUCUCAUCCAUCUCCAUCAUGAAAUCGGUGGACGACCAUAGCGGAUUUUGGAUCCCCUGGAAUCCCUUUCAGUUCUUGUUUAAGAACAAUGUUGCGUAUCAUGACGUGCAUCAUCAGCUCUACGGUGGCAAAUAUAACUUUGCUCAACCCUUCUUUCCCUUUUGGGACAAAAUCUUGGGGACAUAUAUGGAUUAUAGGGUGGAGAAAAGAGGAGGAGGGGGCUUCAAAUUGCAGCCUAUAAAGGAGAGCAAGGAUUAAUUGAGGCCAAAAAUCAUUGCUUUGCUUUGGAAAUAUGAAUCUUGCAAAGUUGUAAAUUUAAUUGGGGUCAGAUUUGUCAUGAACUUACUAGUAAGAAUAAAGCUUGGUCUUUUAGGAGAAAUGAAUCUAAAAUCAAUCGGAUUCGUGAUUUAAUGUCAAGACUUGCGUUAAAAUGAAGUGUUUUAGUUCUGCAUACUUUGUUAUGAAAUCACGAAUGGGUCGUAAACAUGCUACUUUGUGUAGGAGACAGCCGACAGUAGGAGAUAGUAGUAAAUUCUAGUCAUAAGAAGGGACUGAGUGGCCAGAACUCAUGG